AUGGAUUCAACAGUUACUAGCAGGCCGACAAGUUCAGCGGAAAUAAUAACUGCAUUAACAACUACAACCAAAACUGCAACUUCGACAGGGAGAAUAACUGAAAUUACAGUUACAACUGAACCUACACGCUCAAUACACAAAUCAACACAAUUAACAACCAAUAUUGAACCUUUAUUCUCGACAGUGGAAAACAACAGAAUAAUGUCUUCAGUGAAUUAUACAUCUUUGACAGAGAUGAAAAAAACUCCAAAAUCAACAGCUAGAACUGGUCCUACAAGCUCAAUAGACAGGGCAACCGCUUCUGUAACUAGAACUGAACCUACAAGCCCUACAGAGCGAACCACUGCAUGGACAGUCUUGACAGAAACUAAAUCAACAGUUACAAGCAAACCUAGAACUUCAACGGUUAAGACAAUUGAAUUCAUAGAUACAACUGAGCCGCUAAACUCAGUAGAGAGGACGACUCAGUCAGUAGCAACAUCUGAACCUCUAAUUACGACAGAAAAGACAGCUGAACCUACACCCACAUCGAAGGAGACCACUGCAUCAAUAGUCACAAAUGAACCUACAACCUUAAGAGAGAUAACAGAAUUAACAGGUAAAACAGCUACAAGCAUGAAAUUGAAAUAUACUACUACAACUGUGCCCACAUCCAUGAUGGAGGGGAAAUUUGAGUUUACAGAGACCGAGAAAACAAAUUCAAUGAUUACAAUUGAAUCUACAACCCAAACACAAAACUUUCUUCAAGCUUCUGGUAAAACCAGAUUUAUACCUUCGGCAAUGAAGGCAACAGAAUCAGUAGAAACAAGUGAACCCACAACCUCGACAGAAAUCAUGAGUACAUCAACAGCUAUAAAUGAACCAACAAAUUCAAGAGAUGAGGCAACACAUUUAAUAACAAUUGAAAUUACAACCUUAGGUGAGAGGAAAACUGAUUUUACAAUUGCAGAAUCAACAGAAUCAACAAUUACACCUGAAACUACAACAGACAGGGUAACUAAAUCUACAAGCAGCACUGAAACAGAACUCCAACAGAGGGAACAUCUGGAUUAUGGCUACAACUGCACCUACCCUCUCAUCAGAGAUGACUACUGA
Penaeus monodon (black tiger shrimp) is the source of this 1095-nucleotide messenger RNA. Its product is annotated as putative GPI-anchored protein pfl2. Bases 1 to 1095 code for a protein of 364 amino acids. NCBI's taxonomy places the organism in Eukaryota, Metazoa, Arthropoda, Malacostraca, Decapoda, Penaeidae. The record is from RefSeq and is a predicted model, not a curated record. The transcript has 2 exons.